AGCAGAGAAACUCCACCAGAUUUACGGGCUCCCGACAUCUGGGCGAGACACGGCUCCAACAACAGCCGACUGACUGACGCUCCGAGCCGGAGGAGAAAGCCACCGAGCCUCCGGUCCGUACCGAGCCAGGCGCUGUGGCGGAACCGAAGAGGAAAACCCGGCACAGGCAGGAGAAAGGAGCGCAGCCUGACUCUGGCCAUGAGCUGAGAUGACACUCCAGUGAAAACACGCACCGUUACUCUGACCACAUUCAAGAAAAGAGAUCUACGCUUUCCUCGAGCCACGCCGCAGUCAAGACAACUUCACCCGAGUUCCUCCUGCUCGCCUUCCCCUCGACCACCGGCCACAAUGUACCGAUCCACGAAAGGAGCUUCGAAAGCUCGGAGGGACCAAAUAAACGCAGAGAUCAGAAACCUGAGAGACUUGUUGCCCAUCACCGAUGCGGACAAGGCUCGCCUCUCUUAUCUACACAUUAUGUCCCUUGCCUGCAUGUACACGAGAAAAUCUGUCUUCUUCUGUCAAGAUGUAGCUGCUACUAGCGGUGCCGAGGAAAGCGCGAGAUUCUUCUCAUUUCACGAGCUCUCAGAGUUGGUUCAUGCCAUGCCAGGUUUCCUAAUGCUACUGACUGGAGAGGGAAAACUACUUUACCUGUCGGACAGCGUCUCUGAGCACCUCGGACACUCAAUGGUAGAUUUGGUCGCCCAAGGGGACAGUGUGUAUGAUAUAAUAGACCCUACUGACCACUUUAUUAUGAGGAGUAACCUGGUGCCUCCGACUUCACCUGAGACAGACCGACUGUUUCGUUGCCGUUUCAACACCUCAAAGUCAGUGCGCAGGCAGAGUGCUGGUAAUAAGCUUGUCCUGAUUCGGGCUCGCUGUCUGUCACCACCGCCUGGCCCUUCUGCACCAGGAUCCUACUGGACCUCCAACCCUGUAUGGGUGUGCUUCUGUGCACCUCUGGAGCCUCACCCACCCCGACCUGGCACCUCCACUGAACAAGCUUUUGUCCCAUCACUGGAAAGCAGUUUCCUCCUAUCAUGUUUCCGCUCACAGCACAGUCGUGACAUGAGACUACAGGAUGCACAGGACAGUGUGAGUGUUUACCUGGGUACGGAUGUGGAGGCCCUGCGCUCUCGCUCCUGGUACAGCCUUCUGCAUCCACAAGACCUUUCGCAUGCCUCAGCUCAGCACUGCAGUUUAUUGAGAGAAGGAGGUGAAGGCAGGGCUGAGAUGGUGGUACGCGUGGAAGCUGCAGAUCACUCAUGGGUCUGGCUUUACAUGGUCCUGCAGCUAGAGACGGGAGAAAAUCCUAUCAGCAGCAACAAUUACAUCAUCAGUGAGUCAGAGGCUUGGUCAGUGAGGCAACAGCUGAGCUCUGAGGAGACUCAGCUCUCUGUAGUGCUGAGCACCAGCACCAGCACCUCCCAACAAGACCCUGCAAGCUUGCAGAGUCCAGAGACACUGUCCAGUCCUGACCAAGUGUUCACACCCGGGAGCAGCGGUCUCUCGGGUCAGUCGUUUGACUUCAGCACAACAGUGUGCAGCGCUGGCUCUGCAGAAGAGCAAGGUGCCAGCUCCUCAAUGGAAACAAUGCCAUUAGAGAGUGGCCCACGCUCCAGUCUUUCCUCUCUUGAGGAAGAGACAUUCUUCCAGCAGCCACCCAGUGAAUCAGUCGACAGGCCUUCAGCUGCUUCAUCCCCUGUCACAGUUGCCACAGUGUCAGACUUGGACUUCCUCACCCAAAACAUUCUACUUCCCCCAGCUUUCCAGGUAGAUCCCCCACUACCUGCAUUGCCACUUCCUUUACCACCAGUGCCUACAACCCAGGCCCAGCAGACCAAGGAGUUUGUGUGCACACCUCCAUAUACGCCUCAGCUAGGCAGCAGCAGCUUCCCUUUUGGGGAACCCCUCUUCAGCUUUGAUCCCACUGGUGCCACCACACCACCACCACUUCCCCCAACUGCAACAGUUACAACUACAGUAGCUCCCUCUCUUUCUCCAUCUGCCCCAUCAAACCCACAAGGCAGCCCUGCACCUCCAACCACCACACUCUCCACCCUACUGCCACUCACUCUGCCAGCUCCAGCAACAGACAUUCUUUUCCCCUCUGAGCCCUGCAGCAGCUCACUCUAUGAGAAGCUUCCUCCAACCCCAGACAGUCCAGGAGAUGGGGAUUGCACUAUUAUGACUCUACCUGAGGUUCGUGGUCCACUGUAUGUCGAUGUCCCUCACGGGCCACUCCCAUACCCACCUGAAGGCCUGCUCACACCUGAAGCCUCACCUGGAAAACAGCCCAGCCUGUCCUUCUUCUCCCUAGAGCGGGAGAGAGAAAAAGAAAGAACAGAAAUUUCCCUUUUAGCCCAGCACAUAAGCACACUAGCUGAGGGGUUCUACCUGGACCCUUUUCUUUCCAAGCUGCUGCCCUCUUCAGUCUCUCCACAACCUCCCUCUCCCUCUCUGGACUCAGUGGGACUCGAGACGGUCUCGCUUCUGGGUGAAUUCUACCCAGUCAAAACCUGGAGAGGCCUGGACCUGCCCAUCUUCCCAGAUGACGACUCUCUGUUUGAAGAGAGUGUCUUAGAGACCCUCCUUAAAGACCUCUCCUCACCAUCACUGUCUCCUACCCCUUCUUCUCCCUCCAGUUCUCCUUCUUCCCCUCCGACUCCUGAGUGCUGGCGUCCACCCCUGCACUUUGAUGGGGUCUCUGCCGUGAGUGCUGGCCACUUCUGUAGCGUCCAAUCGGCGCACUGUAACCAUGCGGCCGGGUGCGGGGCUAUGAUGUCGCCAAUCAACGCAGGCGACAUGGCGGAUGGGAAGGCGGCAGGCGAAAUUGCCAUGGAGACAGAGGUAGUGUCAUCGCCACUGUCUACCAGUAUCCCAGCGUCUCCACCGCUGCAGCUGACAGCCUCGCCCGUCUCUCCAGUGCCUGCCUCCUCACCCGUCAGCCCCGCAUCGCCUGGCCUGCCCUGCGCCCAGUCCCUCCUCGAGGAGCUGGCCGCCCUGGAACCCACGUUUGGGGCAGGUGCCUCGAUCGCCCCUGGCCUGGGGCAACAACCUGAGUUGUAUCAACUCCAAAGUCACCUGCCGCAACAGUGCUUCCACAAAGAUGGGAGUGGAAGUGAUCCUCCGUUCUAAAAUAAGUCUGUGACUUACUUCAUUAAGUAUGGCAUAUUGUCAUAUUUCAUGGAGCUACUUUUACUGAAAAGUGAAAAUUAUCUAUAUGUAUAAAUAUAUACAUAAUGUAUAUAAGGCCAAAAAGACUUGAACUUCCUCAUAUCCACAUGAGAAAAGAUUCAUUCAUAUUUUGUUCAUGUAUUUAUCCAUGAAUUUCUAUAUCAAUAAUGGUGCAACAUCUCAACAAUGAUGCAAUAUACUAGCGUGUGAACCAAGUUGUGACAAGACUUGGAAGUCAGUUUUCGUCUCUGCUUUACUGUAACGCUGAGCUUUUAUCAGAGGCUAAGAUCUCUGACUUUGUAAGCGCAACUCGACUUACAGACUUGCAUUCGUAUUCACUCGUAGUGAAAAUACUCUGUUGUGAAAACAUGGAAAAAAGAAUCACACUUCAACAAGAUAACAAACCGACAGCAGCUUAUAGCUCAAUGCUUGUAAUGGCAGUAUGACACCCUCAAAGCCCAAUGUGUGGAAAAUGUAUUUUACACUACACUCUACAGUACCAUGACUGGCCGUUCCUAUACAUGGCCAAUCUUCAAAACUCUUGUUAACUUUGAUUUGCAAACAGUGUUAUUAUGUGCAAUAUCCAGAAAACAUUGAGCUUUGGGUUUGCAGCUGCCAUGAGUUCUUUUUUUUUCAAAAUCUGUGUAUCAGUGUGCUGUACAAAUGUUUCUUUAAUCUGUGAACAAAUCCAAGUUUGUGUGCAAGAGAAGUCAAGUUUUCCAAUAUUCUUCAACUGGUCCAGUGGACGCCAUCUGGAGAAGAAGCUACCAGCUGACAGUGAAAAGAACAGAAGACUGUGUGUGACUGCACACACAUUCUGCUGGACUGACACUUUGGCCAGCCAGUGUUAAAUGGCUCUUCGGUCAGUCAUUUUCAUGGGCAAGGCCCAACGCAGAUGCACUGGACUUUUGCAGCAUCAAUAUUUGUAAUGCUUGCAAUCUGUUGUUGCUCUCGUGUGCUUGGCACAAGCAAAGGCUUGCUGAACUCAGCCAGGCAGCAUCUUUAUACAGUGAAUACCACGGUGACAUCGUAACUUUACUGUGUGCGGUGUAGAGUGGUGAACAUGACUGUGUGAAUGGCCUAUUCUUCUUUUUUGAGAGGGGUUUUAAAAAAACAACGAAAAAAUCCAAACAAACAACCAACGUCGAAGUUUUGUUUUAAAAAAUGAAGUGGACACUAGGGACAGGGUACUCUUUCUAUUCAGUUACUAGUCGACAUGGGUUGAGAAUGGUUCUAUUCCCACGGUGUCGACAUGCUAACGUAGAGUUGUCUACGGUCAAGUAAAGGAUUGAUUCCUACGUUCUACCUAUUUACAUGCUAAGUUUAAAAAACAAACAAACGAGCAAAGUAUUAUAUCGUAUGUGUGCUGUUAUACAGAAUGGAUGUUUGGUGCACAUGCCUCUAGAUAGGUGUGUGCUGAGGUUUCAGUUUGAAAAUAGGAUGUACACAUUUGUACAUUUGUACAAAACAGAGCUGAUACUGUACAUAUCAGAGACAUUUUUAUUGUAUAUGAUGGAGAAAAAAAACAAAACAUACUUUGACAUAUGCUAUCUAUGAAGAAUGGACAUUGUGGAUCAGUGUUCUUUUGUGUCGCUGAUAAGUGUAUUUGGUUGUCAAAAACAAAUGCAUUUAUAUUAAAGUGCACUUAAAGCUG
Pygocentrus nattereri (red-bellied piranha) is the source of this 4828-nucleotide messenger RNA. It is a transcript of the gene npas4a, whose product is annotated as neuronal PAS domain protein 4a. The transcript is spliced from 8 exons. Lineage: Eukaryota; Metazoa; Chordata; Actinopteri; Characiformes; Serrasalmidae. The record is from RefSeq and is a predicted model, not a curated record. Gene Ontology annotation, molecular function: protein dimerization activity; RNA polymerase II transcription regulatory region sequence-specific DNA binding; DNA-binding transcription factor activity, RNA polymerase II-specific. Gene Ontology annotation, biological process: regulation of transcription by RNA polymerase II. Bases 349 to 3135 code for a protein of 928 amino acids.